Syngnathus typhle (broad-nosed pipefish) is the source of this 3914-nucleotide messenger RNA. RefSeq names its product tyrosyl-DNA phosphodiesterase 2b (gene tdp2b). NCBI's taxonomy places the organism in Eukaryota, Metazoa, Chordata, Actinopteri, Syngnathiformes, Syngnathidae. The coding region runs from base 180 to 1271 and encodes 363 amino acids. The record is from RefSeq and is a predicted model, not a curated record. The transcript has 6 exons. Gene Ontology annotation, biological process: double-strand break repair. Gene Ontology annotation, cellular component: cytoplasm; PML body. Gene Ontology annotation, molecular function: single-stranded DNA binding; 5'-tyrosyl-DNA phosphodiesterase activity; protein binding.
GCGCUCCCGCGGCAGGGGGAACAAAAUCUCACGGGGGAACCAAAUCGAGCACAACUGUUCACGCGCUUGCUCACAUAAAUAAGAAUGCAUAUGUCAGCUGCGUCGUGUUAUAUUGUCUUGUAAUCGCAUUACCCUUUCGAAAGUGCAUUUUAUAAGCGGUUAGUUAAGUUUUUGACAGUAUGGCUUUGACGUCCGACGCCGGGGAUGAAGAAGAGAGGCGAACUCGACUAUGCGAGGAGUUUGCCGGGUUAACGAGGACUGACAACAUCGUGGCGCAGUGCUACUUGGCGGAGAACGACUGGGACGUGGAGAGAGCGUUGAAAUGUUUCUUCGAUGCUGACAUGGAGAAAGUGUUUGAGAAGUCGCUUUCACACCAGGAGCCUCUAACCAAGAACCAAACAGUGGAGGAGGCAAAAGCUCCUGCACCAGUAAGCAUCGAUUUAAUGGCAGACAGUCCCGGCUCGUCCCCUCAACCCCCCAAGGACAUCGACAGCGGCUCAAGACUGACGCUAAUCUCAUGGAACGUGGACGGUCUGGACACAGAGAACCUGGCGGAGCGUGCCAGAGGCUUGUGCUCCUACUUGGUGUUAUACACUCCUGAUGUGGUGUUCCUGCAGGAGCUCAUUCCGCCUUACGUACAGUAUUUGAAGAAACGCGCUGUCAGCUACUUGAUCAUUGAAGCAGGUGGCGAGGGCGGCUACUUUACCGGCAUGAUGCUGAAGAAGACGAGUGUCAAGUUGCUGGAAAGCCAAAUUGUGCCUUACCCCACCACUCGGAUGGGACGGAAUCUGCUCAUGGCGCAGGUGACGUUGAGGGGCGCAAAGGUAUGGCUGAUGACGUCCCAUCUAGAGAGCUGCAAGGAGCAUUCAGGUGAGCGUAUGAAGCAGCUGCGUGAGGUGACAGGGCAAAUGCUGAAGGCGCCCGAUGACGUCAGCGUGCUGUUCGCUGGCGACACCAACCUGCGUGACGCCGAGGUGGUGAAGGUGGGCCUACCCAUCGACGUGUGUGACGUUUGGGAGCGCCUCGGCCGCCAGGAGCAUUGCCGCUACACGUGGGACACCCAUGCCAACUCCAACAAGAGCCUGCCCUACACCUCCCGCUGCCGCUUCGACCGCGUGCUCCUGCGGCCGGCCGCCCACCCUCGAGUGAUCCGCCUGGAUCCCGACCGGAUGGUCCUAGUGGGCUUGGAGAAGCUAUCCUGCGGCCGCUUCAUCAGUGACCACUGGGGCAUCUACUGCAGCUUGAGAACCACCGUCAACCACACAUCUUAAGGGCAGCAGUGCCUUUGUUUCAGCCGCUCUCUCCUCACGUCGUCAUCUGAUAAAUAUUUGUAUUAAUACACGUGACAACAAAGUUUUGUUUUGUCCAACAUGGAAAAUGUAGUAUUGGCUUGCAUCCACCAGAGGGCGACACUGCAAGUGUAAUGGUUACACAAUGCUCUUUUUUUAACCGAUUGAAUUCUAUUGUAAAAUUAUUAGACUGUUCUUGAAAACCUUAAGAGUUAAAGCCUUUCGAAUUCACGCUUUUUUGACAAAAAAAACCCUUAUUAGUUGAGCAGUUUAUUCUUUUAGAACUUCUCAAAUUAAAAAAUUCUUUUUUUCUUAAAAAAAAGUUUUUGUACGUUUUUUCUAAAUUUCCAACAUAGACACUAACAUUUUUGGGUAAAUUAUCUGAUCAUGUAAAUUAAGAAUUUACAACUACAGGACUGUCUCAGAAAAUUAGAAUAUUGUGAUGAAGUUCUUUAUUUUCUGUAAUGCAAUUUAAAAAACAAAAAUGUCAUACAUUCUGAACUCAUUACAAAUCAACUGAAAUAUUGCAAGCCUUUUUUAAUAUUGCUGAUUAUGGCAUUCAGCUUAAAGAAAACUUAAAUAGCUUAUCAAAAUAUUAUAUCAUGAAAAAGUAAACUAGUAGGGUAUUCAACUAAUCACUUGAAUCGUCUAAUUACCUCGAAACACCUGGAAGGAAUUCCUGAGCCUUGAAAAAACACUCAGCUGUCCAGAGGACCAUCAUUGACACCCUCCAUCAGGAGGAUAAGACACAAAAAGCAAUUUCUCAAAGAGCAAGCUGUUCACAGAGUGCAGUUUCAAAGCACAUCCAGAAAAGGUCUGUUGGCCUACAAUGGAUUUAUACCCAUGGUCAAGCCACUUCUGAAGCAUCUGACUUGGGCUAUGGAAAAGAAGCAGUGGACAGUUGCAGAAUGGUCCAAAGCCCUCUUUUCAGACGAAAGCAAGUUUUGUAUUUCAUUUGGAAGUCAAGGCGCUGGAGUCUGGAGAAAGGCUGAAGUGGAGCAAAAUCCAAGUUGCUUGCAUGAAGUCCAUCAUGAAGUUCCCACAGUCCGCGAUGGUUUGGGGAGCCAUGUCAGCUGCUGGUGUUGACCCGCUGUUUCAUCAAGUCCAGAGUAAAUGCAGCAGUGUAUCAAGAGAUUUUAGAGCACUACAUGCUUCCGUCUGCUGAAAAGCUCUAUGGAGAUGAUUUCAUUUUCCAGCAUGAUCUGGGACCUGCCCACAGUGCCAAAACCACCAGUAAAUGGUCUACUGACCAUGGCAUUACUGUCCUCGAUUGGCCUGCCAAAUCCCCUGACCUGAACCCCAUAGAGAAUUUGUGGGGUAUCGUGAGGAAGAAGCUGAAAGACACCAGACCCAACAAUGCAAAUGAGCUAAAGGCUGCUAUUGAAGUAUCCUGGGCAUCCAUAACACCUCAGCAAUGCCACAGGCUGAUUGCCUCCAUGCCAAGCCGCAUUGAUGCAGUAAUCCGUGCAAAAAGAUUCCCAACCAAGUACUGAGUGCAUUAAUGGACAUUUUCAAAUGUUUGAUUUUAUUUUGUUAUAAAAAAAAAUAUUUACUUUGUCUGAGGAAAUAUUCUAAUAUUCUGAGAUAGGAUAUUUGAGUUUUCUUAAGCUGUAUGCCAUAAUCAGCAAUAUUAAAAUAAUAAAAGGCUUGCAAUAUUUCAGUUGAUUUGUAAUGAAUCCAGAAUGUAUGACAUUUUUGUUUUUUUCAAUUGCAUCACAGAAAAUAAAGAACUUUAUCACAAUAUUCUAAUUUUCAAAGACAGUCCUGUAUACUUUGGUGUAGAUGAAUUAUUGAAUAAAAGUAAUAAAAACAAGUCAAACAGGAUGUAGUAAAAGCCAUUUUAAUCAGUUUCUCUCAUAAAUAACACUGAACAAAAGUGUCACACUGUGCAUAAAUAUCCACAUAUGUCUACACGUAUGUAUAUGCAUACUUACGCACUGUCAAAUUGCGUGUUAAGAAAAUACAGCAUGUGUGUACAGUAAUGCACUUAAUACCGACCGGGGAAGCGUCAUCUUCCCUUUGAGUUACUUGUUGCAUAACUAACACUAAUUUCAUACAGAACCUCUUCCUUUUUUUUUUUUUUGCAUUGAUUAAUACUACCCAAAAUCAAAUACUCUGCACGUAUAAAUAAAUAAAAAAAGUCAAAUGGUUUUUUUUUUGCGUGCAUGCCAAUCACAAGGUGUCACGCGGCUCAUUAAUUAUUCACAAGGCAACGGGAUGCAAACUCUGGAAUGUGGGCACCCUGCCUCGUUCGCUUUACAAAAUCAAUCAUGUUUUGCAUGAGGCCAUGCAAAUAUUAUUGCUGAGGUAAAAACCGGAGGGGGCCCCUUCAACCAGCAAGCCACCAAAUAAAAGCAGAAAAACAAAAACGAUGGAUGGAGGAGCCCUUGUGUGUCUUCCACAACACUUUUCGAAUCGUUGAAAAACUUAAAAAGCUUAUAUGCACAUUCAUUGUUUAUUGUUUGAGUGCCUUUGUUGAUUGUCAGCUUGCUGUUAGAAAAAUGCCCAAAAUAAAAGCAAAGACGUGAGGCUUUGAGGUAAAUGCAAAGAUAUUUCCAGUUGUUCCCCCCAAAGAUACAACAUUGAGGUGAAAUUGAAGUAAAUCUUGAGAUUCAAGUUGCAUGU